AGUCGUCUUAGCAAAAUAAUAACAUGGAGUGAGAGAGAUAUUUAUUUCCAAAACUUUUAGGUUGGUACAACGGUCGAUGAACCAAAGUGGUCCAAGUUCUCCACGAAGGAGAUCGUAAACAUAGUCUACGCACGAGAAUCCGAUAGUUUCUUUCAAAGAAUUUGUCACUUUCACUCAAUAUUAAAUUUGUUUAUUACAAUGUACAAACUAAAAUUAAAACUUUAUUGUGAAAUCCUUUUGCUUAAAGUUAGUGAAAAAUGAUUUACGUUGAUUACUUAAAAACCGGGAAUUUUUAUAUCUUUGUAAAUUUAAGUUGGUAACACUGGCUAGCAGGUAGACCGUCUACCAGCUGAUUUUGCCGCAUGUGUUUGUGAAGGAGGGUUGGAGGCGGCUUGACCAGUGUCAACUACUAAUCCACUACAACUGUCAACGAUGAAUAAAGGAGUGUUCAGACAAUACCUUGCAGCUUUCAUAGGAUCCCUGGCCGCGAUGGUGGCCGGAACUUCAUACGGUUGGGUGACUCCUCUGCUCUCGAACUUCCACGAUCCGCGGGGUGACCUUCCAUUGACCCACGAAGAGAGUUCGUGGGUCGUAGCCCUUAUCGAGUUCGGCAACCUCUUCACUUCAAUUCCCACAGGGAUAUUAGUGGAUCGCUGGGGCCGCAAGCUUUUUCUUCUCGGAACUGCCCCGAUCUACAUCUUUAGUUGGGUUCUGAUCCUCACUACAAGAUCCGUUAACGUUCUCUACUUCGUUAGAAUUAUCCAAGGGCUCGCGAUGGGCGUCAUUUACACUGCCCUUCCUGUGUAUCUCGCUGAAAUCUCCACUCCAGAUAUCCGUGGGGCGCUCACCACUUUCUUCGAAGGAAUGUGGUACUUGGGGAUACUCUUAGAAUAUAUUUUGGGCCCAUUUCUCUCAUACUCGACUUUCACCCUUGUCACUCUCACCGUGCCCGUUGUCUUUCUUGUGACCUUCGUCUGGGUACCUGAGUCACCCUACUUCCUUAUCAUGAAGGGCCAUGAAGAAAGUGCUGUCAAUUCGCUUGAAUGGCUUCGCGGUUCUAAGAAUGUGCGGGAAGAGUUUAACUUAAUAAAGAAGACAGUAAAUGAGGAACAAAAUGAUAACAGAUCAUGGAAGGAUCUUAUAGCUACAAAAUCUGAUGUUCGAGCCCUCCUUAUUGUAGAAAUCGUUGUCUUGACAAAGUUUAUGAGUGGAAUAUCAGCUGUUUUGUCGUAUUCUUCCGACAUGUUUGCCUCUACGGCACACUCCGCCCUGACCGCGGAUCAUUACACUAUUAUUAUGGGAUUACUUCUUCUCGUCACUACCAUUCUUGCCGGAAGUCUUGUCGACAGAGCAGGAAGAAGGCCUCUGCUCUUAAUAUCUUGUUUGGGGUGUGGCCUUUCCGAAUUUUCCGCUGGUCUUUACUGCUUCCUCGACUCCAAAAUUCCCCUAGAUGUCUCAGGGUACGACUGGAUCUUCAUGCUAUCGAUCAUGACCUACUGUUUUAUCUUCUCUCUAGGGUUAGGCCCUCUUGUCAACACACUCAAAGGGGAGAUCUUCCCUUCAUCGACCAAAGGAUUUGGGUCAGGACUGACCACAAUGACGGAUACAAUUUCCUGCUUUGUCUGUCUCAAGAUAUAUCAAGUGAUUACUGAUAGCUAUGGAGUAUUUUUGAACUUUUGGAUUUUCUCUGCCUUUAGUUUUUUUGGAGCUGUCGUUAUAUACUUCAUUGUGCCAGAAACUAAGGGUAAAACCUUUUCGGAAAUUCAAAAAAGCUUAGGGGUACCGAAACAUAGUCCAAUAGCUAUCGUACAAUAUGAUUUUAAUGCUGCAAAUGAACAAAUUGAGAUUAUUGCAGAAGAUUAGCAAUACUUUUCUGUUCGUUGUAAAAUAUCCAGUUAAAUGAACUAACAUAACUCAAAUUCUAAUCCACUAAUAUUAUUUUUGUUUCACUACUCAAAACAUUAAAUUAUAAUACAGAGAUGUUAUUCCUUCCUAAUAAAGAUUUGGUUAACGUUUUAUCAAAACAUUAAAACUACGAUAAAACAGGAAAUACUAACUUUUAUUUUACAGACAUCUCUGAUGUUACUAAAAUUGAUAUUACUUUUUAAUUAGAAUAAAUAUUUAUUUAUCGUUUAUCAUAAAUUUUACCAGUACUCUCAAAUAUUAUUUCCGUACCUAAUUGUACUUGGUUUUAAUAGUUGUUAUGGUCUAGUCCGUAUUACCAACAACUACCUUUGCACAUUAUAUAUUAUAAUAUAAUUGUAGUAUUAUUAUAUUAUAUUACUUAUAGUAAUAUAUUAGAUUAUUAUACAAAACGACACUCAACGUGUCUUAAAAAAUUCCUAUACAAUCAACAACGUUGCUGUGUUUUUAAUGAUAAUAUCUUUUAUAGACAAACUUCUAUCAAUGUGAUGUAUGAAAAUAUAUUAUAGAAAAUAGAGAAUAAUAAUGUAACAAAUAUGUAUAUGCGUGUUUGUAUGCAAUUUUUUGGAGUUAAAAGUAGUAAAAUUCCAAGCUUACUUUACAAAAAACAUUAGA
Molecule: messenger RNA, 2538 nt
Organism: Homalodisca vitripennis (glassy-winged sharpshooter)
Lineage: Eukaryota; Metazoa; Arthropoda; Insecta; Hemiptera; Cicadellidae
Product: facilitated trehalose transporter Tret1-like
Exons: 2
Coding region: 433-1863 (476 amino acids)
Biological process (GO): transmembrane transport
Cellular component (GO): membrane
Molecular function (GO): transmembrane transporter activity
Source: RefSeq, a predicted model, not a curated record